Messenger RNA from Coprinopsis cinerea okayama7#130, 474 nucleotides. RefSeq lists its product as hypothetical. The coding region runs from base 12 to 323 and encodes 103 amino acids. The record is from RefSeq and is a predicted model, not a curated record. NCBI's taxonomy places the organism in Eukaryota, Fungi, Basidiomycota, Agaricomycetes, Agaricales, Psathyrellaceae. The transcript is spliced from 4 exons. Gene Ontology annotation, cellular component: membrane.
GGAGAACGAUAAUGCGUGGCACGGACAUUGUCCUCAUCUUGAUUUCAUUGCUGUUCCCCCCAGCGGCCGUCUUGAUAAUGACGGGGCUGAGCCCAGAUUUCGUCAUUAACAUCGCAUUAACAAUUCUUGGGUAUACUCCCGGCCUCAUCCAUUCGCUUUGGUUACUGUACAAGAAGGUCGAGGCAGAGGAGAAAUGGAUCGGUGGAGGGUCAUUCCGUCCGUACGGUUCCAAGGGCCCAAGCUAUAGUACUCGUGACCACCUUGUGCGAGGCAAAGAGGAGACCGAAAAGAUCUGGGACGGCAAAUGGAAAGGCUCAAGAUGAUGGAAAGCAAGGUUCUGACUCACGACGACACGACGCACUAACGAUUCUUACGAUUCACGACUGCUACGAACCUGGGUUUAUACUUGGAACUCCUCACAACCUGUAUCAGCAUCACAAACUCCAUCAAUACUACAUUUGUGUUUGUUCUCUU